GAUCCAAUGAUUCGGAUAUCCAGAUCUUGAAAGCCAUCUUGAAAAGAGUUCGGAGGACAUCUGGGCCCCGUUUGGUUUCUCUGGGCAGUUCCUAGCACGAAUUCCUUUUGCAUCGUUCCUCCCCCUGCCUUGCAGCUUGCAGGAUCUCCAGCACCUCCACGCCUCGAUCCAGAUCCAGCAGCUGAAAGAUGGAUGCGAACAGACGCCAGAGUGGAAUUCAGCAGUUGUUGGCUGCAGAGCAAGAGGCUCAGCGGAUUGUAAAUGCAGCUAGGGCAGCCAAAUCGGCAAGGCUUAGGCAAGCCAAGGAAGAAGCUGAGAGGGAAAUAGCUGAAUACCGUUCCCAAAUGGAGGCUGAAUUCCAGAGAAAGGUUGCAGAGGAAGAAGAAGAUGGGAGAAGAAGAAAAUAGAGAGAGGAGAGGGUGGGGAAGAGGUAGAAGAAGACAUCAGCCCCCCUUACGUCUCUUGGCUAGAUCCGCCACUGAACGUUGCUGUGCGGUGAAUAUAUGAUUGCAACCUUUUGUAUCUCUCAAUUUCUUUAUAUCAGAGGGGUAAUAAAGGAUUUGUCACUUAUAGCUGUAAUUCCAUGUUAUUGAUCACAGAAUAAGCUGCUGCAGUUUAGCAGCAAACCUGCCUUGUACUAUCAGAACUUGGUGAUCAUUUGGUAUCAGUAAAUAUUGUGUUUUCUGGUUUCUUUGAGGAGA
This is a messenger RNA of Panicum virgatum (switchgrass), 701 nucleotides long. RefSeq names its product V-type proton ATPase subunit G-like. The record is from RefSeq and is a predicted model, not a curated record. Gene Ontology annotation, biological process: proton transmembrane transport. Gene Ontology annotation, cellular component: vacuolar proton-transporting V-type ATPase complex. Bases 189 to 407 code for a protein of 72 amino acids. Gene Ontology annotation, molecular function: proton-transporting ATPase activity, rotational mechanism. NCBI's taxonomy places the organism in Eukaryota, Viridiplantae, Streptophyta, Magnoliopsida, Poales, Poaceae. The transcript has 3 exons.